Messenger RNA from Puccinia triticina, 756 nucleotides. RefSeq lists its product as uncharacterized. The record is from RefSeq and is a predicted model, not a curated record. Bases 1 to 756 code for a protein of 251 amino acids. The transcript is spliced from 4 exons. NCBI's taxonomy places the organism in Eukaryota, Fungi, Basidiomycota, Pucciniomycetes, Pucciniales, Pucciniaceae.
AUGUGGGAACAAGAUGAUUGGAACUCUUGCGAAGACCUGACCCUUUGCCACACGGAUUUACCAGCAUCUGGCCACCACCUUGAUGGCGAAACGACUCCAAGACAGCCUUACAGAUAUUCUUCGUAUCCUGUUGGUUGUGCGCCGGGAAAGAUUACGAAAGAGAAUGAAGCGUCGGAUAAGAGGAAGUCUGAUGUCAGAGGACAACGUCAAUAUCCUAAACGCCUUUUGGUAGACUGUAUUAAACACAAAAAGCGGGCCUGGAUGAAAGCCGUCGGCCGGUUCCUUGGAUCUGUCAGGCAAACAAACGCAAGAGAACCAGCACCGAAGCGGAACUCGAAGCGACCCGGAGAGCACCAUACCGGUAAAUCCAACUUGCCAAACCAAUCCCCUCACCGAGGUGCCAAAGCUUCUCGGAGAGGAAAACCUUCCCAGGCCUCACCUUCGGCUAGCCAGGAACAACACCAGUCAUUUACUAAAUCUAUCCGAAAAAGAUUCUCGCGUCCCGUAUCCUCCUCGCAUCUCAAGUGCCCCAGAGUGGAUGACGAAGAGCGUAGCAGAAAGCCAAGUUCUUUGGAGACCUCUUCAAUUUCAACAAAAUCAUCUACCAGUUUGCCUUUCAAUCGGCCUGAAGAUUUCGACAAUGACAAUACGAAAGGAAAUCAGGAUUUCAGAUAUCCCUUCUCGUUACCCAGACUUGAUACUUUGUUUGAACCAUUUUCAUUUGAGCCAAGCGAGUUCAUCGAGGAGCUGAAGUAG